UAGCAAGACUGUUGUUGUUAUCAUGGGAGCUCUGAGAGGAUUGCUGCUCUUUGUGCUGACUGUUGGGGUCUUCAAUGUUUGUUGUUCCCCUGUUGGAAAGUCCAAGAAGCAAGAUCGAGUCUCUCUACAGAGGAGAUUUGGAGAGCUAGCAUCAAAUGACGUCUCCAUUGCACAUGCCCUGGCCUUGCUCCGGUCCAUAGUGUCUGACUCUAAACAAGCCAGAGAAGAGUAUUUGGAGCCUGACGACGACGACUCUACUGGUGCCGCUACCGGCUCGCCUGACGACGACGACUCUACUGGUGCCGCUACCGGCUCGCCUGACGACGACUCUACUGGUGCCGCUACCGGCUCGCCUGACGACGACUCUACUGGUGCCGCUACCGGCUCGCCUGACGACGACGACUCUACUGGUGCCGCUACCGGCUCGCCUGACGACGACGACUCUACUGGUGCCGCUACCGGCUCGCCUGACGACGACGACUCUACUGGUGCCGCUACCGGCUCGCCUGACGACGACGACUCUACUGGUGCCGCUACCGGCUCGCCUGACGACGACGACUCUACUGGUGCCGCUACCGGCUCGCCUGACGACGACGACUCUACUGGUGCCGCUACCGGCUCGCCUGACGACGACGACUCUACUGGUGCCGCUACCGGCUCGCCUGACGACGACGACUCUACUGGUGCCGCUACCGGCUCGCCUGACGACGACGACUCUACUGGUGCCGCUACCGGCUCGCCUGACGACGACGACUCUACUGGUGCCGCUACCGGCUCGCCUGACGACGACGACGACUCUACUAUCAAAAAGUAAACAAGUGGGUAUGGUACGAUCUCCUCCGCUCUUGAGGUCUCCAGCACAAGUGGGAAAGUCUGUAGACCAACAGCCUUCUGUUACUGACCACGCUAUUGAGGAUCCAUUCACCUCUGCAACUGGGAUUUAUUGGCCACAAACAUGGAAAUCUGAAGCGGGACAUUGUGCUUAGGAGUCAUGCAAGAGUUCAUGGGUACUGUAGUCCAGGGUGUGUGGCUCUGCAUUUGCUUGUUUUGCCUCUAAAUUAAACUUUGACUCUAA
Coregonus clupeaformis (lake whitefish) is the source of this 1075-nucleotide messenger RNA. Its product is annotated as polysialoglycoprotein-like. The coding region runs from base 23 to 814 and encodes 263 amino acids. The record is from RefSeq and is a predicted model, not a curated record. The transcript is spliced from 4 exons. Lineage: Eukaryota; Metazoa; Chordata; Actinopteri; Salmoniformes; Salmonidae.